Molecule: messenger RNA, 583 nt
Organism: Dendroctonus ponderosae (mountain pine beetle)
Lineage: Eukaryota; Metazoa; Arthropoda; Insecta; Coleoptera; Curculionidae
Exons: 3
Coding region: 71-409 (112 amino acids)
Source: RefSeq, a predicted model, not a curated record
UUCAAUCUCCCGGAAACUAUUUGUACGUAAAUUGCCUCGGCUGCUGUUUAUUUGAAAAUAACCGGCAAAAAUGACUGCAAAGCUUUUCAUCGCUAUCUUUGUGGGUCUUCUCACAAUUGCCAGUCUUCAAUUAAGCACAGCGGCCCCACGUCCUUCAAAGACAGAACUUUUUGAAAAAAACAUCGCUGACUACCUCAGACACAAUAAGGAAGCGCUUAAAGAAUUGAAACAACUAGGAUUUGAUGACCAUGCAUCUCUUGGUAGAGUCAAACGCCAGUCGACAGUCGAAAUAGACACAAAUGAUGCGGAAAUCGAAGAAGAGAAGCCCGGUUUCUUUGACCGAGCAGCCAAGUUUGUGGUGGAACUGUUGCAGCGAUUUCUCAGAUGGGUUAAUACGGAAAAUAGUUAAAGAAGGCGUUUCUGCUGCUCUGGCCGCUGCAGCCGGAUAUAUUUUUGGAUAAACACACAUUUUUUCGGAUAGUUUAGAUAGCUUGUUACCUAAUAGCCUUAAAGGACAUUGUAUAAUUUUUCGAAAAGACAAGAAAUAUUGUAACUUCUGUGUUGAAUAUAUUUUUAUAGCAGU